Messenger RNA from Penicillium paradoxum, 1467 nucleotides. RefSeq lists its product as uncharacterized. Bases 1 to 1467 code for a protein of 488 amino acids. NCBI's taxonomy places the organism in Eukaryota, Fungi, Ascomycota, Eurotiomycetes, Eurotiales, Aspergillaceae. The transcript is spliced from 4 exons. Gene Ontology annotation, molecular function: transmembrane transporter activity. Gene Ontology annotation, biological process: transmembrane transport. The record is from RefSeq and is a predicted model, not a curated record.
AUGGCAGACAAGGAGAGCCCUGCCAUUUUGGCUGAGUCUGAAUUGGUCGAUACCUCGGCCAACCAAAACGAAUCUAACCAUGGGGCCUUCGCCAAGCUUCGUAGCUGGUAUACUGCGCCUCUCUUCCAGCUCAUUUUGGUUGCUCUCGUCUGUUUCUUGUGCCCGGGCAUGUUUAAUGCCCUGAGCGGCAUGGGAGGCGGUGGAUUGACAGAUGCGACCCUCGUUGAUAAAAUGAACACCGCGCUGUACGUGACCUCGGCUUUCACCAGUUUCUUUUCGGGUACGAUCGUGAAUCGGCUUGGUGUGCGGAUCACACUCGCCUGUGGAGGUAUCGGCUACUGCAUCUAUGUCGCUAGCUUGCUCACUUCGUUGCACAAACAUGUUCCGGGCUUUAAUAUCUUUGCUGGUUUCUUGCUGGGUGUGUGUUCCAGCUUGUUGUGGACGGCUCAAGGUACAAUCAUGGUGUCUUAUCCGUUGGAACGGCAAAAGGGACGCUUUUUCACUUUGUUCUGGUCCAUCUUCAACGUUGGAUCAUGCGUGGGCAGUCUGAUCGUUCUUGCCAACAGUAUCCAAGAGAAGACCAAUGUCAAUGUGCCAGACAGCACCUACAUCGUUUUUGUCGCCCUGACGUUCAUGGGCGCUAUGAUUGGACUCUUCAUCUGUGAUGUCAAAAAGGUCGUUCGAUCGGACGGAUCCAAAGUCAUUUUGAUGAAGAAUCCCAGUUGGAAAUCCGAAUUCAUCGGCCUCUGGACGACUCUUCGCAGCGAACCGGCGGUUUUGUUGCUUUUCCCGAUGUUCUGGUCGUCCAACUGGUUCAUUUCUUAUCAGACCAACUCCAUUAAUGGCGCUUACUUCAACACUCGCACCAAGGCCUUGAACACCUUCCUCUAUUACAUUGCUCACAUCCUCGGCGCUUGCUUCCUCAGCGUGAUGGACUGGGAGUACUUUCGCCGCAGCGUCCGUGCUAGGGUGAUGCUCGUCAUUCUCUUCAGCCUGACGAUGAUCAUCCAUGGUGGUGGAUAUGCGUUCCAGAAAACCUACACUCGCCCACCCGGUGGCGCCAAGCCGAACAUCAACACGGACUGGACUGAUCCGGGAUACGGGGGGCCGAUGUUCCUAUACUUCUGCUAUGGUUUCUAUGACGUCGUCUGGCAAGGCGCGGUAUAUUGGUAUAUCGGAACGUUGAGUAAUUCUGGCCGUAAGAGCGCCAACUACGUCGGCUUCUACAAAGGUAUCCAGUCUGCUGGCGCUGGAGUCAUGUGGGCAUGGGACUCAACAAAGCCGGCGUACAUGGCCGAAUUCACCAGUAACUGGGCACUACUGGCCACUUCGACGAUCUGCGCUGCUCCCAUGAUCUGGCUGAAGAUCAAGGACCAUGUUGCUCCCGAGGAGGAUCUAGAGGGCACGGACGAAAAGCUUGAGGAUGUGGUACCAAAGGAGGCACGCGACGUAUCACACAUGUCUUAA